Arabidopsis arenosa is the source of this 1060-nucleotide messenger RNA. Lineage: Eukaryota; Viridiplantae; Streptophyta; Magnoliopsida; Brassicales; Brassicaceae. The record is from the annotation of a GenBank genome assembly.
GAUUUUAACUGAAGCGGACAGAGACAGAAGAUAUAUAUAUAUAUAUAUACAAUAAACAGAGUUUAAUCAAAAUCAUAGAUCAUAGAUAUGAUAUCGAGAAAGGUCAUUAAAAAGAUAUAUGCAGAUUUUGAGAAUGAAGGUGAUGGUGCUCUUGUUAGACGAGGCAUCACCAAGAGUGACCAAGAGUUGUUGGACCCGUUCGUCUCGCUAGUUGAAUUUUCCGUUUCACCUCCUGGUGGAUUCAAAGAUCAUCCUCACAGAGGUUUUGAAAGUGUUACAUACAUGUUGCAAGGAGGCAUCAUUCACCAAGACUUUAAUGGUAAUAAAGGUACAAUCCAUGAAGGAGAUGUUCAGUGGAUGACAGCAGGAAGAGGAAUCAUUCAUUCUGAAAUGCCUGAAGAACAAGUCAACAAGGGGUUACAGCUUUGGAUCAACCUCCCUUCCAGUGACAAAAUGAUCGAGCCUAAAAAUCUAGAUAUGUCGAGUUCAGAGAUUCCUAGAGCAGAUGAAUAUGGAGUAGAAGUCAAAGUCAUAGCUGGAGAGUCAAUGGGAGUCAAAUCUCCUUUCUACACAAAAACACCAAUCAUGUUCCUAGACUUUACUCUCGAUCCAAGAUCUCAAACCCACCAGACCGUUCCAGAGUCAUGGACCGCCUUUGCCUACAUUAUAGAAGGUGAUGAAGGCGUGUUUAGCUCCUCGGACUCUUCCACAGUACAAGCACAUAAUGUUGUGGUGUUUGGAACAGGGGAUGAAGUUAGCGUGUGGAACACGUCAAGCUCUAGAUCGUUGAGGUUCUUGUUGAUUGCAGGGGAACCGAUUGGCGAGCCUGUGGUUGAGCGUGGGCCAUUUGUGAUGAACUCACAGGCUGAGAUUGAUAUGACGAUUAGGGACUACCGCAAUGCCAAGAAUGGCUUUGAAAUGGCCAAGCAUUGGAGGUCAGAGUGAAGAGUUUGAAGCAACCAGAGAGACAAUUAUAUUUAGGUUUUCGUCUUUAUCUCACAUGGUUUUUUUAAACCUGGUAGAUCAUAUCAUUGUCAGGUAAUAAAAAACAUGCUACUGU